CUUGUUUUCUUUAAUUUCUCAUUGUUUUCUCUUCAACCGCACAAAGGAUAAACGUGUAGAUGAUUAUGACGUGGCACCAACAAGUAUAAGGUGUUAACUAGAAUGCCCGGCAGCCCGCUGCUGCCGCUGGCAACAAAUCACUGUCUUGCUCACUUCAGUCAAAUUUUUUCGAAGAACUUUUGCUUCACUUCUAAGUGAAGCAAUUCCACCAUAUCGUCACCUUCACGCAGAAACAGUAGAAUCUCGCUUCAAGUUUUGCUUGUUUUCAUUAGAUCUCAUCAAUCUUCAGCUCCAUUUCAAUUCUGAGUUUGUUUCAAGAUCUGGGUAGAUUUCAGAAUUUGGGUUCUCAAAGGUUGAGCAAAAGAGACCAUGAAAGAGACUAAUCCAGCAACUGAGCCUAUAGGGCAAAACCUGAUAAAGCUAAUAAGCAAUUUAUGUUUCUCAGUGUUUGUAUUCUUAGUUCUGAUAUUCACAGUUAUUGCAAUCACUUACCAGCCUCCAGAUCCAUGGCUGGAAUCAGCUCCUGCCCUUACUAAAUUCUUUACUCAGAGUGAAAAUGCUACUUUCAAAAAUGACAAUUCUAUCCUUAAAACUGGUGAGGAUUUACAAAGCGUGUCAGCUCCUGCAGUACCACCUGCUUUAGUGAUUGAACCGAUCACUGAACAAGUGAUUGAGAAAUCUGAGAAGGUCGCUAACAUGACCCUCCAAUCAUCUGGUUGUGAGGAUUUGCAGGUUGUGAAUUGCUCAGACCCGAGGGUUCUGAUAACAGUUGAGAAGUUCAAUUUGAAGUGGUUCAAGUCUAUUGUGUUUUUGGAAUAUCAAACCCCUGUUAAUGGGUCAAAGCCAAAUGAGUGUGAUGUGGCCUGGAGGUUUAGAAACAAGAAAGAGAAGUCAUGGAGAAAGUAUAGGGACUUUAGGAGGUUUGAGUUUGGAACUGGGAAAAAUUGUAAUAAAAUUGUGCACGCAGGUGGUUGGCAUUCAGGCAUUAAUGCCCAGAGGCAAAGGAAUAGAGUUAAUGCUACUAAGAGUGGUGGCAAUAUUCUGAAAAUUACAUCAACAUUUCGUGAUGAGGAGAUAAAUGACACAAUCCCAAGUUUGGGAUCAGAGAUGAAUUUUAGGAAAGGGAGGUACCUUUAUUAUUCUAGGGGAGGGGAUUAUUGUAAGGGAAUGAAUCAUUAUAUGUGGAGUUUCUUGUGUGGAUUAGGGGAGGCGAUGUAUUUGAACAGGACAUUUGUGAUGGAUUUAAGCAUAUGCUUGGCUGGUAGUUAUAAUCCAAGUGGCAAGGAUGAGGAGGGGAAGGAUUUUCGGUAUUAUUUUGAUUUUGAGCAUCUUAAGGAGUUGGCAUCAAUUGUAGAAGAGAGUGAAUUUUUGAGAGAUUGGAAGAAAUGGGUUCGAGCCCAUAAGAAGAAGGUGCCAGUUAGGAAGGUUGUUACCCAUAAGGUGACACCAAUACAACUGAGUAAAGAUAGGAGCACAAUUAUUUGGAGGCAGUUUGAUGCUCCAGAGCCAGAAAAUUAUUGGUACAGAGUUUGUGAAGGGCAAGCUGCAAAGCACAUUCAGAGGCCAUGGCAUGUGCUUUGGAAAUCAAAGAGAUUGAUGAAUAUAGUUUCAGAGAUCAGUGGGCAAAUGGACUGGGAUUUUGAUGCAGUUCAUGUGGUUCGAGGAGAGAAAGCACAAAAUAAGGAGCUCUGGCCUCAUUUGGAUGCUGAUACUUCACCCGAUGCACUUGUUGUGAAGCUUCAAGGGAUGAUUCAGCCUAGGAGGAAUCUGUAUAUUGCAACCAAUGAGCCAUUCUAUAACUACUUUGAUAAACUGAGAUCUCACUUCAAGGUUCAUUUGCUUGAUGAUUACAAGGCAUUGUGGGGAAACACUAGUGAUUGGUACAAUGAGACAAUGCUUUUAAAUAAUGGAUGGCCAGUUGAGUUUGAUGGAUACAUGAGAGUUGCAGUUGACACUGAGGUUCUUUACAGGGCAAAGAUGCGUGUGGAAACAUUUUAUAAUUUGACCAGUGACUGCAAGGAUGGGAUCAAUACAUGCUAAAAAGGUUGGAUGCUAGUUACUUUUUCAUAGAUUGAUUCACAUCACUUGUUUUCUUGAUACAGUUACAGAAAUAUGCUGCUAAACUCGUUUUUGGCUAGUUUGUGUAUUUCCUUGUUUUUUUUUUCUAUUGAUGAUUAGCAAUUCCAUUUGAUCAUCACAAUCCUAUAUCUGUAAUAUAAAUUUAAAUUUUGUUCUAUUAUCUUAUUAUCUUUUUUGAA
Messenger RNA from Hevea brasiliensis (rubber tree), 2258 nucleotides. RefSeq lists its product as uncharacterized. Gene Ontology annotation, cellular component: Golgi apparatus. The record is from RefSeq and is a predicted model, not a curated record. Bases 370 to 2040 code for a protein of 556 amino acids. The transcript is spliced from 2 exons. NCBI's taxonomy places the organism in Eukaryota, Viridiplantae, Streptophyta, Magnoliopsida, Malpighiales, Euphorbiaceae.